AUGAGCUUGCCGAUUAGAGAAAAGAGACGCCGACGAGUCAGACUCUCCAAUUCGUGGCGAAUCCUGUUAGCCAGUCCAAACUUCAAAGAAAAAGCGUCUUCACUACGAAUAUCAAAGAGGUAUGUCUGACUGUUUUUGAUCAAGCCUUCCAAAAGUUUCGUAUCUUUCAAUGAGGAUCAGCAUUUGAGCCUGAAUUCUGUGGGACGUGAUGAUCCACGGAUAUCCCGCGGAUUAUCGGAAAGCGAUCAGGUCGCACCGUCAACAAGUGGAGAAAUGCUCGAAGCACUGCCGCCUGGCCAACUUGCUCAGCGGCGGCGCAAAUGUCCGCGCAGGUGA
This is a messenger RNA of Caenorhabditis auriculariae, 336 nucleotides long. Lineage: Eukaryota; Metazoa; Nematoda; Chromadorea; Rhabditida; Rhabditidae. The record is from the annotation of a GenBank genome assembly.